AUGGCACACAAAACCUCGUCCCCUGUUGCAGACCGUUUUCCAGUAUUGGGCCCACGUAGUCUUACUGGCCGCCAGUUUAUCUGCCGGCAGCAUAUUGCACACAUCAUCCCGCAAAUGGCUCAGCCCUACCCGACGCAUGGCUGA
Parastagonospora nodorum SN15 is the source of this 144-nucleotide messenger RNA. RefSeq lists its product as hypothetical. The record is from RefSeq and is a predicted model, not a curated record. Lineage: Eukaryota; Fungi; Ascomycota; Dothideomycetes; Pleosporales; Phaeosphaeriaceae. The transcript is spliced from 2 exons. Bases 1 to 144 code for a protein of 47 amino acids.